AUGGCUUUUUGUCAGAAAAGGGAGACGCUUCUCAGCGCGAUUCGGUUUGAACUAGUUCGCACAUCAGUAAACGAGGUGAAGUCUAAUGCGGAGAUUUUUUUGAAUGGCGAGACGCCUACUCGUUUAGAAAGCUCAGCUCGCAAGCCGUCGACGGAGUGUCUUGAUCCAUUUGGAGACUUGCCAUUAUCGAUGUCCGCUAGCCUUGGACCACAAACAAGAGAUGCUCAGAUUCAAAAUGAACAGUACAAGGGAAGGAAAGACUCGAAAAAUGACGACUACGUUGCAAGCUCGGAUGAUUUGCACGAAGACUCAGACGAUAUCUCUAGUGAGAAGAUUCACGCGCUGGAAGCCAAUGAUAAAGAUUUGCUGAAUGGUGUUUCCCGUGAGAUUUAUUCACCGGGGGGUCGAAAUGUUAGGCCAGCGGGAGAAGGCGUGCAUCCCACUGUAUUGUCCGCAGCAUCAAGUGUAAAUACAAGUUCUCUCAUCCCAGAAAAUGUUUCCAAAGAAGAUGAUCCGGACUUAGCGCCUGUCUCAUUAAAUUCCAGUAUUGCUCGCACAAAAAGCUUUAUAUUUAAGAACACGGUGCCAUCAGAUAAAGAAAUGGAUGCUUUUGGUUUCCAGAGUCAGCUGGACUCUGAUGAUUAUUUCUCGUCUGAUUCAGAAUUGUCUAGCUCGGGCGAGGAUGGAUCGAGUCCAAAAUGGUCGCGAAGCCUAACUUUGUAUGCUGAAAAUUCUUGGCAUCAGGCGGCGACCAGCAACUCCAGCCCUUCGAGGUAUUCCAAACCAAAGAUGCCAGAAACAAAAUCGAGCUCGGAGUCGAAAGGAGGUCGGGAGAUACUUUUCACUAAGGAGAAAGCAGGCUCUUCUUUAAUGCAGAAGCACUCCAAUCUUACUGAUUUGCUAAACGAAAAUUUUGGACUCGAAGAUGAUUCAUCGAAUGCUCCUCACAAUGAUAAGGCACUCCGUUGUUUGAUCGCCGUUCCUCGACUAGCCAUUGGUUUUGAAAACCCCAUACAAAUAAAAGUAGAUGAGUCGUUUGCGGUGGAGGAUGUUGUUCAAACUUCGCUAUCCCAAAUUAGGAGAUUGAAUCUUAAAAAGGGCCGCCCUUUUGCUGUCGAUCUGGAUUCGAAGCUGUGGAAUCUAUAUCUAGCUGACGACGACGGGCAGAUUGAUGACGACAUGGGGCCUCUGGAGAGAGAUAGGUUACUCAUCUCUUAUUGUGCUGACGAGUUCGUCUUGGACUUCAAAUCCAAGGACGACAACUCACGAAAUAUUUCGAGAGGCCCGGGUGUUGCCAAUUCGAGCGCAUUCAAAGACACUACAGAUACAGGACCCGGGUCACUAGAGACUCUCGGGUCUGUGAGAAUUGCUCCUUUGAACUCUGUUUUGCAUGCUACUUCCAUAGGGUCAGGAAUCACCUUUGACGACAGAAAGACAAAAUGCGAUGCUCAUAUCAAUUCAGAUACAAGGCCUGUUUCUGGGAAGCAUAGUCAGCAGGAGAGUGCUAUUGAACCAAUGAUAAUGAAAGCCUCAGACAAGGCGUAUGUGGGUAAUGACAUGGAAUCAAUUAAUGAAACAGUGCAUCCAAUUUCAUCUCAUCAAGUCUCUAGAAGGAAGAAAAAAUUUCAAACUUUGCUUCAAUUGACAGGUCUCAAUGGAAAUGAGCCCCAUAUAUCUGGUGCAAAUCAGGGAGACUCUCAAAAUAUGAAAGAUCGAGGCUAUUUAGGUUCGGGUACGUAUUAUCGAUGGACUAUUUGGCGGCGCCAACAAAUGUCUUUCAAAGGCAGAUAUCCCAAAUCUCUUGUGAUAGAUGGGCAUCAAGUAUACAUUCUGCCGUUCAAUGAAUCAAAAGGAUCUUGGUACGAAUCAAAAACAACUAGUUUCGAUUUUAAUCAAAUCAUCAAGGUGAAGCAAAAUCCUCGCAUUCCUCACUAUUUCAAAAUAGUUGUCAUGAAGCAAAACCAUGAGGCUCCAAAGACAUACCAUUUGGAAGCGGCUAAUGCCACGGAGUCUAGAGUUAUUGUCAAAACUUUCAAUCUGUUAAUGGAAAAAUUCGUACCCACAAAUGGGAAAACAUAG
This is a messenger RNA of Ogataea haglerorum, 2079 nucleotides long. RefSeq lists its product as uncharacterized. The record is from RefSeq and is a predicted model, not a curated record. Lineage: Eukaryota; Fungi; Ascomycota; Pichiomycetes; Pichiales; Pichiaceae. Gene Ontology annotation, biological process: TORC2 signaling. The coding region runs from base 1 to 2079 and encodes 692 amino acids. The transcript has a single exon. Gene Ontology annotation, molecular function: phosphatidylinositol-4,5-bisphosphate binding. Gene Ontology annotation, cellular component: TORC2 complex; cytoplasm; plasma membrane.